CCCGAGAUCACCAUUCGGCCCCUUACAGGAUGUUUGUAAAUAAAUCGAUGUAUCAUUUAAAACAUAAAAUAAUUCCUCCAGUCCUCGCUGAUUGAGAACAGCUCCCAUGAUUGAAGCCGCAUUUCUACUGCCAAACUGAUCAUUUUUCUUAGGUGAGGCUAUGGUUACUAAAAAAAUACCUAAGUAAAGGUGCGUUUAUGCUUUCUGAUUAAUUGUAGCGAUCUCUAAGAGAAUUGAUAACCGACGGGUUUUUAGUUCCCGUCCGCGUUACAUUAGCGUCGCCAUAGCGUUCGCUAUGCAAUUCGCCAUGCGGGUUUAUGCAUUAUUUCCUCCUUCAUUUCACGGCACCUUCACGAUCACCAUGAAAGUUGAACUCUUUUCAACUUUUGCACGCACGAAGGAGAGAGGAAAUUUUUAGAAAUCACGAUAAUUUUAUAAAUAUUUACGAUUUUUGAAUCAAAAUUUUACAAAAUGACCACAAAAGUGAUAUCUGCGCCCAAAUCUCCACUGGAUUUGGAAGAAAAGUUAAUUCUUCUGGUUCAGCAACGUCCUGCACUGUACGACAAAAAGGAUCAUGCAUACAAAAACAGAAACACUCGUGCAUUGAUGUGGGAGGAGAUUGGAAAAAUCCUUCUAAAGACAGGUCAGUUUACUGCAGAGUCAAAAUUCUCACUUCCAUGAGUUCUAAACAUUUAAUUUUUCAGAAACUGAGUGUCAGCAACUUUGGACAAAAUUGCGCAGCCAAUUCAGCGGAUUCCUACGAAAAUUGCGCAAUCCAAGUGGAAAGGAAGACAAGCCGCGUGCUUUUUUCCGGCACGAGGGAUCAAUGCGGUUCAUCCGUGACACUGUUGACCCGGAUGAAAGUACUGUCUCCAACCUUGUGAACGAAGAUGAUUCAUCUUUUGUGGAAAUGUGUGGACCGGGGUCAGAGAUCCAGAUUGAAGUGGUUGACGUGGACAAACUCCCCGACGGUUUUAAUCCACUAUCAACUGAAGAGCUGACAACGACAACCUCUGCACUUGUACCACGGUCACAACCAGCUCUAGCUUCGAAGAAACGAAAAUUGGAUGCAUUUGACAAGGAGAUGUUGGAUUUGCUCAAAUCAAACGACGAUGAGCACGACAGCUUUGGAAAAAUGCUGGCCCCUAAGCUGCGGAGAAUUGCAGAAUUGGACAGAAAAGUAUUCCUCAAUCUUCAGCGUAAAAUUAAUGAUGCAGUGCUUGAUGCAGAGAUAGAAAUUCUUGCUUAA
This is a messenger RNA of Folsomia candida, 1249 nucleotides long. RefSeq lists its product as uncharacterized. Lineage: Eukaryota; Metazoa; Arthropoda; Collembola; Entomobryomorpha; Isotomidae. The record is from RefSeq and is a predicted model, not a curated record. The transcript has 3 exons. The coding region runs from base 827 to 1249 and encodes 140 amino acids.